Gregarina niphandrodes is the source of this 1659-nucleotide messenger RNA. Its product is annotated as peptidyl-prolyl cis-trans isomerase, cyclophilin-type. The record is from RefSeq and is a predicted model, not a curated record. Gene Ontology annotation, biological process: protein peptidyl-prolyl isomerization. The transcript has a single exon. Lineage: Eukaryota; Apicomplexa; Conoidasida; Eugregarinorida; Gregarinidae. Bases 1 to 1659 code for a protein of 552 amino acids. Gene Ontology annotation, molecular function: peptidyl-prolyl cis-trans isomerase activity.
AUGGCGAAGCGCAAUCCGAGAGUCUUCUUGGAGUUUCAAUUUGGUAACAAGAAAGCCGGUAUAGUGGUUAUAGAGCUAUUUGCGAAUGUGGUACCGAAAACUGCGGCGAAUUUCGAGGCAUUGUGCACAGGGUCCCGAGGAGUUAGCAGCGAAACAAAAUUGCCUUUGUGCUAUGCUGGCUGCAAAGUCUUCAAAGUGAUCCCAGGACAGUUUAUCCAAUGUGGAGACAUAGAGUACAAUAAUGGUAGAGGCGGCGAGAGUAUAUAUGGUAGAACAUUCGAGGACGAAAAUUUUAGCUUAUGGCAUGCGUACGCUGGAGUAGUCUCUAUGUGUAACGACGGUCCAAAUACGAAUGGGUCUCAGUUCUACAUCACGUUGAAGUGGUUGCCUCACAUGAAUCGAAGAAACGUUGUGGUUGGUCAAGUAAGGAUGGGUAUGGAGAUCCUAAGGGCGAUGGAAAAGAUUCCUGUGGACGAGAGAGAUAUUCCGAAGAUCCCGAUCUUGGUGAGCGGCUGCGGUUUAUAUGAGGGAAGUACCAGGCGAGAGAUUUCAGACCCCGCUGUCAAGCAAGGUGAGGCAUUGCUUCAGUCAUUAAUAAACGGCGGUCCCAAGCCGCGGAAUGCCUUACUAGAACUGACUAAGGCCCACAUCAUGCGAAAAAAAGCACUUGAGAAUGAAACCAUGAAGGCGAUGCCGGAAGGGGCUAAUGACCAGAGUGGCCAUGACCAGGGUGGCAUCGAUAAUAAUGACCAGGGUGGCCGUGACCAGGACGACAAUAUCAAGAGCGAUAAUGACCAGGGAGACAUGGCCGAAGGAGAACGGCAUGGGGUGAGUAACGAGCUGCCGGCUGAAUCAGCCCAGUCUUCUUCUCUAUCCGCUGCGCUUCCAGAUCGGACGGAAGCGAAGGGUGAGCCCAUGGGCCCUAACCCCGAGCCCACAGUGGACGGCAAGGGAUGGCAGGGAGCGAGGAACUGGAACGAGGAGAGAAGCGGGGACGAGGAGAGAAUCGGGGAGGAGGAGAGAAGUGGGGAGGAGAGGAGGAGGGUGGAUAGGAGCAGAGAUAAAGGCGGCGAUUCGGAGUUGCAGAGUCGGCUGCACAAUAUAGGGCAGUUGAUGGAGGAUGUCAAACACCUGGACAAGCGCCUGUUGCGACAAGGACACCCUGCGCGUCCGGUUUCGCGGAUCGAGGCUGCUUCUAUUGAGUUCCGAGACAAGUACGAGAGUGUCUCUGCGGCGGAGGCGGCUCGCGAGCACAUGCGGGAGCUGGACAAGGCGGAGAGACGGCAGUACAACUUCUCCGUCUGGAGUGAGCACUCGGUUUACAGGUCGUACGAAAAAAAGCUGGCUAGACUACAGAAGAGCCGAGUCGCUACCAGCCCGGCAGCCGCCAGCAGUGCCCUCAACGAAGCAACAGGGCAGCUGGCCUAUAACUCGAUCGGGGUCGUGGCCCACGCAGCGACGACCGCCACCGGCAACUUGGGAGCGAUCGUCAGCAAGACAAGGAUCAAGAAGAAGACGCGACCGACCAAGCUGACCACGGUCGGCGACGUGAACUACAUCAACCGCAGGAAUCAGCUCUUCAACAAGACCCUCGAGAAAGCGUACGGCGAAUACGUCCACGAAAUCAGACAGAACCUAGAACGUGGUACGGCUUUGUGA